This is a messenger RNA of Staurois parvus, 329 nucleotides long. Lineage: Eukaryota; Metazoa; Chordata; Amphibia; Anura; Ranidae. The record is from the annotation of a GenBank genome assembly.
UGGGGCCCCCGGGCAAUAGGGGAUCAUGGGGCCCCUGUGUCCUUGCCCAAACUCAAAAAAGCCUAUGAAAAAGGUACCAGGGGCAUCUCAUGGGGCCCCCUACUGACCCCAGGCCCUCGGGCAGUGCCCGAGUUUCCAAAUGGUCAGUCCGCCCAUUUGUAUGUUGAAUUAGAGCUCAGUAAUUGUGAACCGUAAUCUGUGCUUUGGACAUUUAGUCAUUUUUUUUUUUGUAAAUCUUUUCCAUGUAUUCCCAGAUUUGUGCACAGACAUAUGCAAUGCACGUGCAGAAUCACUGUUUAUCACUGUCAUGUGUAGUAAUGACAAUCCCA